UACAUAGACUAUCACAGAGACUGCUUGAAGUUAGCCAAAGCUGAUGGAAAGAAAGCCUUCUUCAGUGAAAGCACAGACCUUGGUCUUACUAUUACACUCAGGGCUGUGCUGGAACUGAGCACCUACCUGAUUGAGGAAAUAAAGUUCAAGUAUGUGAUGACUGCUAGGUUCAAUCAGGAUGCCAUAGAGGUAAUUUAAUAUUUGUUUCAGUUUUUACUUGUAAAUAAAUCCCUACCAAGAGAAAUUGAAUUUUGAAAAUUCUUGACAGCAAUACUUUGGAAUGGUGAGGAGCUUCUGUGGCCCUGAUUCACACCCAAACCCUAGGAAAUUUGCCCAGAUACACAAGCUGCUUACCAUAUAUUCCCUUGUGCAGCCACCACCUGGCAGCAAUGUUUCUGGGGUUCAGAAUGUGAAAACAUUAAUGGUAGCUGAGGACUUAGUAGCUCAGUCUGAUGCUGAGCGAAAGGAAAAGAUAGAUACUAUUUUGGAUGAGGUCUUGACCCAUGGUAUGUAGUUUAAAUAGUUAGUCCUAAAAAAGAAAAGUGAAAAAAUUUAUUAAAAGACAAUAAUUUAUUACACAAUCUCUACU
Frankliniella occidentalis (western flower thrips) is the source of this 589-nucleotide messenger RNA. RefSeq lists its product as uncharacterized. Lineage: Eukaryota; Metazoa; Arthropoda; Insecta; Thysanoptera; Thripidae. The transcript has a single exon. Bases 281 to 514 code for a protein of 77 amino acids. The record is from RefSeq and is a predicted model, not a curated record.